AUGCGGAUAAAUAAACCUUCCCAAGGUCACCCCCGCCCCUCUCGUGACAUCAGACCCUUACACCUCCUUUUGACACCUUUUGAUACUUUUACUCCCUCUUCCUCGCCUCUUAACCGUUACAUCCAAAUUCCCAAGUCUGCAUCAUUUGGGAACUUCAUAAUCAAGAGUCCCUUCUCUUCUCUUUUCCCCUGUUCCUCCAAGAUGCAGUAUGCACCGUUUGCUUCCGACAUCGAACUACCUUUCUAUACUUCACUAGCUUCCCAUAAGAUCAAUCAUGACAAACUAGACGACUCUGCCCGGCCCGUUCUGGGACUAUACGAAAUUCGUCCUUCUGAUCCUGAGGCCACAUCAUGUCGAAUCCAAAUUCAUGGGAACGCCCUCACCAGCAGCGAAGCCCCGGCUGGCUAUUACAGAGCAGAGGGCAUGAUCAAAAAUGUCAAUACUGUUGAAGAAUAUCGAAACAUGGAUAGAUCCCAUCUGCUUCAUCAAGCUGGACAAAUGGUAGGAAUAACCAUAACCAAUUGCCUGGCAGAGCGAUAUAUACUAAUGAAAAACUCCAAGAUAUGGGAUGCCAUCCACGAUGGAACAAUACUUUCAUGUCCCUCCUUACUCUGCAGCUUUGUGAUUGUAUCUUUUGCGGACCUCAAAAAAUACAAGUUCCACUACUGGUUUGCUUUCCCAGCAAUCCACUCAGAUCCUCAAUGGGUCCCCGUGCGACCAAAAGAUCAAGUAUCCCAGCCACACCAGGAUCAUGAUAUUGACAAUUUGAAGGGAACACAUUUAUCUCCACGUGAGAGCACUGCCUUACUGGAAGCGGUGCAAACAUGGUCAUAUAUGGUGGAUCAUCGACAACGAGGGUUUUUUUUGGCUCGAAAAUCCAGACUGCGUUCCGAUGCAUCCUCAGGCGAUCCCGAGACAAAGAGCGCGCAACAGGACGACACAUCAAAAAGCAACUGGCAGAUAGCGUCGCUUUCCGAAUAUGAAAAUGGGUUUUUCAAGAAUGUCGCUGCUGAAGACUGUUAUUUCUGUUUUUCAGACCCAUCAAAUUAUGAACAGGCACCAGGGUGGAUGUUACGAAACCUGCUCGUUCUGAUCAAACAGCGAUGGGGCAUCGAACGGGUGCAAUUGAUACGCUAUCGCGACGUGCACGCGAAACGUGAUCAGGGACGCAGUACAGUAAUUCAGCUGGAGUCAAGUUCAAAACAAGAGCCUCAGGCCCCGAAAUCACUGCAAAGCCAACAGUCGUUACCGCUGCCAAAGGUGACCGGCUGGGAACGUAACUCGACUGGGAAACUCGCUGGCAGAAUUGUCAAUCUUACAGAGUACAUGGAUCCCAAGAGCUCAUUUUCCCCCCCCCAAAGAUUAGCAGAUCAGUCGGUGGAUCUCAACCUCAAACUUAUCAAAUGGCGGAUCAGCCCGACGCUCGAUCUUGAGAAAAUCAAGCACACGAAAUGCCUCUUGCUAGGAGCUGGUACAUUAGGUAGCUACGUCUCCCGGAAUCUGCUGGGCUGGGGUGUGAAGAAGGUCACUUUCGUCGACAACGGCACCGUUUCAUUUUCUAACCCUGUUCGACAGCCACUAUUCAAUUUUGAAGAUUGCUUGAACGGUGGCGUCAGAAAAGCACAUCGAGCAUCCGAAGCCCUGACACAAAUUUACCCAGGAGUGGAGAGUACAGGUCAUGCGCUCUCGGUCCCCAUGGCAGGCCAUCCUAUUGUGGACGAACGGGUGACAAGAGCCGAUUUUGAUCGUCUUCAAACACUGAUUGAUGAACAUGAUGCCAUCUUCCUCCUCAUGGAUACCCGAGAAUCACGAUGGCUACCCACGGUGAUGGGGAAGGCGGCAGGGAAAAUCGUGAUGAAUGCAGCCCUAGGGUUUGAUUCUUUCGUGGUGAUGCGCCAUGGUAUCGUGAAGGAUGAAAAACCAGCUGAGCUUGGGUGCUAUUUUUGCAACGACGUAGUUGCACCAGCUAAUUCUAUCAAAGAUCAAACUCUCGACCAGCAGUGCACAGUGACCCGCCCUGGAGUGGCUCCUAUAGCCUCUGCACUUUUGGUGGAGCUUUUUGUGUCACUCCUUCAGCACCCCCAAGGCGCUGCCGCACCGGCCCCCAUAGCCCGCAAUACCGAGCGUGAUGAUCAUCCCUUAGGCAUUGUGCCCCAUCAAAUACGAGGAUUUCUCUCCAAUUUCGAGAACUUGGCUGUGACCGGCAAAAGUUAUCCGAGCUGCAGUGCAUGCUCGGACAAAGUUGUCAGUGCAUACCGCGAGCAGGGUUGGGACUUCGUGCGAAGAGCCCUGAAUGAACAUGGCUAUGUUGAAGAAUUGAGUGGACUAAAAGAGGUUCAUGAGAAGGCGGAAGCAGCACUAGCCGAUAUUGAGUGGGAUGAGGCAUCUGACAACGAGGAGAUCGAGAUCCUUUAG
Penicillium egyptiacum is the source of this 2415-nucleotide messenger RNA. The record is from the annotation of a GenBank genome assembly. Lineage: Eukaryota; Fungi; Ascomycota; Eurotiomycetes; Eurotiales; Aspergillaceae.